Messenger RNA from Ectocarpus siliculosus, 2448 nucleotides. The record is from the annotation of a GenBank genome assembly. NCBI's taxonomy places the organism in Eukaryota, Phaeophyceae, Ectocarpales, Ectocarpaceae.
AUGCCUCAAUACACCAAGAAACCCCACCAUAAACACCCGCGUUUUCCUUUCCUGGAUCCCGAGAAGAAGGACGCCCGUCCUUACUCGGUGAAACCACGGGGGCCCCCCGCCAGCGCGUUUUUACGAGAGGCGGCGAGGCGGGCGGAGGAGGCGAAGGAGGCCGCGAAGGUGGACCCCUGGCAGAGCGACGGGGAAGAGGAGGAGGAGAGGGACGCCGCCGAGGAGGAGGAGGGCGACCCUCUCCGCGGCGAGAGGAUGCACGCGUGGGUGCUGGUGCGCGGGGGAAAGCGCGGGGCAACAGGCGUGUCCUACGUCGAACCCACCACGGGAGACAUCUACCCGACGUCCGCGGCGCCCUACCUCACCGUCGAGGGGCUUUUCAACGCCAAGAACUACUGGGUCAACAUGCAACAGCAACAGCAGCAGCAGCAGCAGCAGCAUCAGCAGCGACAGAAGGAGACCGAUGGAAAAGGCGGCGAGGGCGGCGAAGGCGGUCGGAGAGCAGCAGCCCCCCUCUCCUUCGACCUGAUGGACGGAGGGCUGUGGGAGUACGUCUUCAUCGAUCCCAUGCAGGAGAUGUUGGAGGCGGCCGAAGCGUUGGACGAGAAUGACGACCUAGGCCUCCUCACGGGGGCAGGGGGCGGCGACGACGACGACGCCAACUCCAACGACGGGCGCGAAGGCGGACCGGCGAGCGCGGGGUCCAAGAAGGAUAGCAUCUUAGACAUCCCACCGUCGUGGGUGCUGCAGCUGACCCUUGACCGGGACCUGCUGGCCCUGCGGUACCCGCCGAGGGGUCAGCGCACGAUCAUGUACCGAAGGACGAAGGCGGAGCUGUUCGCGGAGAACGUGCACCCGGAGGGCACCACCAUGAGGCUCACGCUCUACAAGGAUCGACGGUGCACAGUUGCGAAGGAAAUUCGCGAGGUUUUCGUUAACCGAGCGGACCGUCUGUACUCGCGGGUGCGCUUUCCGCUCGAAGGGAAGGUGUCCGAGCUGUUCCGUCCCGGGCGCGCGAACUCUUUACGAAACCUCGUAACCUGGAGCGGGCGGCGGAGGGAGCUCUACUUCUUCGUGGAGGCCAGACUGGACGGCUUGGUCUCGCGGGUGGAAGAUAUCGGCAAGAAGGUUAUCCAGACCAUGCAGGGGCGUACCGAUCGGCUGACGUACCGGUCUGUGAACGUCAUGUCGCCGGAGGAGGCCGCGGCGAAGGGCCUCCCAAGCGUCUACAUGCUUCCCGGUACUGAUGGAGCGGGGGAUUUGGUUGUGUACAAGAUGACGGAGAAGUUCGAGCGGAAGGGCGGGGUGGCCGCCGAGCGGGACGUGGCGAAGAGGUCCUACUACCUCGCGGAGGGCCGCAUCCGCACGCUGUACCACUACCCCGAAGGGGAUGUUACCCGCGUCAGAAAGAUGCACUUCAAGGACAAUCGAGCCAUCGUCGGAGCGGCCUACGCCUACGAGCUCAGCGGGGGCGGAAGCGGCGCCAAGAAAAUCGGAGGGGGGGACGCCUCAGCCGGCGGCGGGCGGGGGGGGGCGGGUGGUGCUGGUCCCGGGGCCCCCGGCGGCGGAGACGGGGGCGCCGGCGGGGGCGCGGCGGGGGCGGAGAUGGAGGAGACGUUGCAGGAUGCGAUCCUCGCGGAAAAGGACUGCUUCACGGAGGCUCGACACGUGCAUGUGGAGAUGGCGGAGCUGAUCAAGCUCCGGCAGCGGCAGGAAGAGCAGGUGGUCUUGGAGCGCCCGGUGUUCGAGACCGCUCGCGAGAGGAGAGCGGAGCAGGAAAAAAUUUCCGAACAGAUGGCGCAAGUGGAGGAAGACGUCGACCUGCACCAGGUGGACUACCUGACGCCCUUCCUCCAGCACGUGCCCGACAUCCGCAGCGUCUCCUCCGCCGACGCGCAGAGGGCCCGUGACGCCUGCCUCAAGGCCCUCAAGGACCGCCUCUUGGAACGCGCCAACAUCAUCAACUCCCGCCUCAACGAAGAGACGGCGGCGCUGGCGAAGAAGCAGGCGGCGUUCCAGCGAAACCAGCGCGACAACGACGCCAACGCAGAGGAAGAGUUCGAGAUAUUCUGCUCGGAGGCGAUGUUCAGAAUACAGGUGCUGGAGCAAAGGCUGGUCCAGCACGAGGAGAACGCUCUCAAGAAGUACGCCGACGUGGACGCAAAGCUGGCCUCGGACCCGCGGCUUAGAGCGCUGAAUCCGUAGAUGCAACACCAUUUGACGGCGACGGGAAUCAAACAAGCUUUUCCCUCACUUUCGAUGGCUCGUGAAAACUACAAUAUUCUCUUUUAGCGUGUUUGGUUGUUUCGAGUGCGUUCCAGCGAGAGAGCAACAAAACACAAUUCGUGUUUGUGUAAAUAGAGACCGCUGGAUGGUAACUCAUUGUGCAAUGUAGAGCGGCCACGACAAAUCAACGAACGAGGGCGACGUUGACGCCAAUGUGACCGC